UCCCUGAGCCUAACCUCUUUCCGGUGUGGUGCUUGAAGUAGCUUAUACGCAAUGGCGGCACACAAAUCGUUCAGAAUUAAGCAAAAAUUAGCUAAAAAACUUAAGCAGAACCGGUCGGUUCCACAAUGGGUUCGCCUUCGCACUGGAAAUACCAUCAGGUAUAACGCAAAACGCCGUCACUGGAGGCGCACUAAGUUGAAGUUGUAAGCCCAUGGAAAGCGCGAAUAUGUUUUUGAAUGCUUAAAGAAUGUAUAGAAUAUAACAUAAAAUAUAUUCUAAAAAUACUGGAUAUAA
Messenger RNA from Scaptodrosophila lebanonensis, 294 nucleotides. It is a transcript of the gene RpL39, whose product is annotated as 60S ribosomal protein L39. Gene Ontology annotation, molecular function: structural constituent of ribosome. The record is from RefSeq and is a predicted model, not a curated record. Gene Ontology annotation, cellular component: cytosolic large ribosomal subunit; ribosome. Gene Ontology annotation, biological process: translation. NCBI's taxonomy places the organism in Eukaryota, Metazoa, Arthropoda, Insecta, Diptera, Drosophilidae. The transcript has 3 exons. Bases 52 to 207 code for a protein of 51 amino acids.